AUGGAAGAGAAUAAAAUACUCGGCAUCCCGUCACUCACCGUCGAAGAUUUGAACAAACUCGCCGAGUUGAAGAUCGACGAUCGAAAUCUCAAGCGAAAAAUAGAGCUGAUGACUUACACCGCUUACUACGAAAUGCACGAAAUGGAUCAGGAAAUAAAGACAGCUGAGCAGAACAUUGUAAAGUUGCAAAGAAUGGAGGGAAUUUUCCGGGAUACCUCAAACACUUUCGAAAAUAUUCAAAAAGAAAUUGAAAAGGCCCCGAAACUUUUUCACGGGAAAUUUUCAAUCAUCGUCGAGUCCAUUUUCGCUCUACAGAUGAAGCUUGCCAAGGUUACGCUUCGAAGUGCCAAAAGAGCGUCCUCAAGCUCCAGCUCGGCAUCAGAAAUCUCCAAGCUCGGAAACGAAGUGCUCGCUUCGAGUUUAUUCAAUCCUUCGAGCGAGAGCGUUAUGAGGAACUAG
Oikopleura dioica is the source of this 459-nucleotide messenger RNA. The record is from the annotation of a GenBank genome assembly. NCBI's taxonomy places the organism in Eukaryota, Metazoa, Chordata, Appendicularia, Copelata, Oikopleuridae.